GAAAUAGCGCGGACGGGAUUAUCACGGUGAAGUGAAGUGGUGUUGGCCAAUGACGGUUAGAAAACUGGGAAAAUGGGUGAGAAGGGAAGCGACACUCUCUCUCUCUCUCUCGCCUAUGAACGGUUAUAAGAGAUGCUCAUGUGCUCGGCUAUCCUCCUGGAGCGCCGCGACUUUGACGUCCAUGGCUGCUUCGCUUUUCCUUAGCCAGGACCUUCUCUGUGCGUCAAGUCAAGAUGGGGCAGUUCCUCUCGACGUCGUCCAAGUCAACCAGCCGAAUCCUCCCCCGUAAAACCGAACACGACAUCACCGAGUCAUGUUCAGACCUGGGCCAUCCCCAGACCCCCCUCGAUGGACUCCCCGUCUUGAAGAAGGCCAAAGGCCACUACUGGUACCCUGUUAAGGGCCCCAAGAUCCUCGAUGCUUGCGGCGGGGCCGGCGUGGCCUGCCUUGGACACGGCUGCCGGGACAUCAUCAAGGCCGUGACGGCCCAGAUGGAGUCGUACACGUACGCUUCGUACGCCCACUUCCAGACGACGCCUGUCCAGGAGCUCUCGGACUGGCUCAUCAAGAGCACCGGCGGCCAGAUGCAGAAAGUCUACGUCAUGUGCUCCGGCUCCGAGGCGAUAGAGGCAGCUCUGAAACUCUCUGUCGAGUACUUCCGCUGGAAGGGCGAGCCAGAGCGCGUGAACUUUAUCGCCCGCCAUGACUCGUACCACGGCACCACCCUCGGGUCCCUCUCUGUCUCAGGCCACCACACCCGCCGCGCGCCCUUCCACCCGCUCCUCUCCCCGUCCCACUUCCACCACAUCCCCGCCUGCAACCCCUACCGCGAGGAGGAGGGCCAGUACCAGCCCCAGCAUCCCAGCAACAACAACACCACCACACCCUCCCCAACAACAACCCCCUCCUCCUCCUCCCCCCCCUCCGCAGCCUCCGCAGCAGCCGCCUACCUCUCCCACAAAACCGCCCAACUCGAAGCCGCCUUCGCCCGCCUCGGCCCGCACACCGUCGCCGCCGUCGUCCUCGAGCCCGUCGUCGGCGCCGCCCUCGGCUGCAUGCCCGCCCCCGCCGGCUACCUGGCCGCCAUGAAGGCGGUCUGCGCCCGGCACGGCGCGCUGCUGGUGCUGGACGAGGUGAUGUGCGGCAUGGGGAGGGUGGGGAGUACGCAUGCGUGGCAGGGGGAGACUAAUGAAGUAGGAGAGGGGGUGGGGGUGGUGCCGGAUCUGCAGGCGGUGGCGAAGGGGUUUGCGGGCGGGUACGCGCCGGCGUCGGCGCUGUUGGUGGGGGCGCGGGUGGCCGGGUUGAUGGAAAGGGAGGGGCGGGUGUUUACGCAUGGGCAUACGUACCAGAAUCACCCGGUCGUGGCGGCGGCGGCGCUGGCGGUGCAGCGGGCGGUGGAGAGGGAGGGGUUGUUGGAGAAUGUGCGCGUGCAGGGGGCGCUGUUGGGGAGGUUGCUGAGAGAGCGGCUGAGGAUGCACCCGAAUGUGGGUGAUGUGAGGGGGAGGGGGCUGUUUUGGGGUGUGGAGUUUGUGAAGGAUAGGGGGACGAAGGAGCCGUUUGAGCCUGGGCUGGGGGUUGCUGAAAAGGUGCAUAAGACGGCGGUGAGGGAGUUUAGGGUGUUGGUAUACCAUGGUCAGGGGUGCGCUGGGGGUGGACGGGGCGACCAUAUCAUGAUCAUGCCGGCGUACAAUAUCUCGGCCAAGCUGGUGGCCGAGAUUGUGGAGAGGGUGGCGGGCGCGAUCGAGGAGGUGUUUCGAAGGUUGUAAAGUUAACUCCUUCGCAGUACUUGACCAAUACACCUCCCAUCCAUCCCUAGCCAAACUCCAAGAAAGCCAUGCACCAACACCGAAACAAAAAGACAGACAGACCCCCCAACCAAUCCACCCCCUACUCAACCCCCAACACCCUCAACGCCUCCCCAAAAUCCGGCACUUCAUCCGCACUCCCCGCCGGCCUCGACCACCUCACCACCCCAUCCGCAUCAACCGCAAACGCCCCCCCAAUCUGCCACCGACUACCACUCUGCGCACUCCGGU
Messenger RNA from Chaetomium fimeti, 2036 nucleotides. RefSeq names its product pyridoxal phosphate-dependent transferase. Gene Ontology annotation, molecular function: transaminase activity; pyridoxal phosphate binding. NCBI's taxonomy places the organism in Eukaryota, Fungi, Ascomycota, Sordariomycetes, Sordariales, Chaetomiaceae. The transcript has 4 exons. The record is from RefSeq and is a predicted model, not a curated record. Bases 234 to 1766 code for a protein of 510 amino acids. Gene Ontology annotation, cellular component: cytosol.